Messenger RNA from Pocillopora verrucosa, 729 nucleotides. Lineage: Eukaryota; Metazoa; Cnidaria; Anthozoa; Scleractinia; Pocilloporidae. The record is from RefSeq and is a predicted model, not a curated record.
UUUGUGCUAAAUGUGUCUUACCUUGGAGAAAUAUUUCUUUAAAGUUUGUAUUUUCGCGCUGUUUCGGCUUUCAAACCGUGGGCACCAAUUUUAAAUCAGCGGUCUUCCAAAUGAGCCUGUGACGUAUGUUAUGGGGAUCACUUUAGAACGUGUUAUCGUUCAGCUAAGUUUUAAUACAAAUUGCGUCUUCGUCGACCCUUCGUUAUGAGCGGAAUAGAACCAUUUCAGUUCGAACCAGUAUAUCAGCCUGGAGAAGAACCACCUCAGGAAGAGAGUGUAGGACAGGAGGUAGAAGCCCACGAAGAAGACAAUACUUCGAGGAUGGGAAACACCGAAUGGUGUUUGUGCGGCGCUUGUGCGCUUAUGCCGGUGGCAAAUGAAUGUUACUGCUGCCAAGAACUAGAGGAGCUUAAUCAAAAGUUCGACAAUUCAGGUGUUAGAUGUAUAACAGAACAUCCGAAAUUUGGUAUUGUAUGCCUGGACACGGAUGUUUUGAGCACGGCAUUGGUUGCAAUCCACAAUGCGCGGCUCAAUCCAAUUCCCGACCCUAUCGUCAACAGAACUUGGCGUUUGGCAGCCUACAGACAAUUUACUUGGUGGGCACAUGGGGUAUUAGGAAAAAACCGGCGGAGAAUCGUGCCAGCAUGCGUCGUCACGGCCAUACGUAAAACAUUUCCAGAAGAGAGUGGUAAUUACGUGGGGUUUCGAGGAGCAGAUCUGGAACUUUGA